AAGAAGAAGAAGAAACUGAAAGGGAGAUCGAUGGAUUCAGCCACAAGCCAAAGAUUAUCGAUUUCUCUAGCAGCAACCCUCUCCCUAAUCCUGAUACAUUUGACUCUAGUCAACUCUUUCACUGAAAUCCCAACAGCAUACGAGGUUCUUGAGGACUACAACUUCCCAGUUGGCCUUCUUCCAGAAGAGGUGGUGACGGGCUACAAGCUCAACCACAGAACAGGUGAAUUCUCAGCCUAUCUCAAUGAUAGUUGCAGCGUCUAUGAAGGAGGAUACCGUUUGAAAUACGAGCCCACUAUCAAAGGUUACAUAUCAAACGGCAAGAUAUCUAGCUUGGAAGGUGUUAGUGUGAUGUUCUUUCAUAAGUGGAGAAAAAUUGUUGAGAUCCUCCGGCGUGACAAUCAUAUUCAUUUCUAUGCGGGAGUGGCAAGAGACAGGUUCCAUAUUAAGGACUUUGAGGAAUCUCCUCAAUGUGUGUGUUCCAUGAACUGCUUUCCUACUUCCUAGGCAAGCAAGCAAGCAAGCAGGAUCACGAUAAAUCCUUCUGUUUCUCCUUAACUAGUAGACUAUUGAAUUUAGUUGUGUACUUUAAUUUCUGACUCGUUUUCUGGAUUGAUUUAUGUGGGUUGUGCUUAUUUUAAUGAAUUACUGUUUUUAAUUUACA
Molecule: messenger RNA, 664 nt
Organism: Vitis riparia (riverbank grape)
Lineage: Eukaryota; Viridiplantae; Streptophyta; Magnoliopsida; Vitales; Vitaceae
Exons: 1
Coding region: 31-507 (158 amino acids)
Source: RefSeq, a predicted model, not a curated record